AUGCCACUGGGCAGACUUCCUGGCUGGCUGAAUGCUGUGGCCUGUGGACUCCUGAUUAUCCUCCUCCAUGCGCAGGGUCAAGACUCAUCAGAGGCCAGCCCCAUCAGAAACACACACACAGGCCAGGUCCGUGGCAGCCUUGUCCAUGUGAAAGACACCAAAGUUAGUGUCCACAGAUUCCUGGGAAUUCCCUUUGCCAAGCCACCUGUAGGACAACUGCGCUUUGCUCCCCCUGAAGCCCCUGAUCCGUGGAAUGGUGUGAGAGAUGGAACCUUGCAACCAGCCAUGUGUCUACAAAAUGAUGAUAUAAUGAAUUUAGAUGGCCUGAAGAGGAUAAAGCUGAUCAUGCCUCCCAUCUCUGUGUCUGAGGACUGCCUGUAUCUCAACAUCUACACACCAGCUCAUGCCCAUGAGGGCUCUAACCUACCUGUGAUGGUGUGGAUCCAUGGUGGUGCUCUGGUUAUAGGCAUGGCUUCCUGGUAUGAUGGAUCCAUGCUGUCAGCCAUUGAGAAUGUGGUGGUAGUCAAUAUCCAGUACCGCCUGGGUGUACUGGGCUUCUUCAGCACCGGAGAUCAGCAUGCCAGAGGCAACUGGGGCUUCUUAGACCAAGUGGCCGCCCUACGCUGGGUCCAGCAGAACAUCGCCCACUUUGGAGGCAACCCUGACCAGGUCACCAUUUUUGGCGAGUCUGCAGGUGGCACAAGUGUGUCUUUCCAUGUUGUGUCCCCCAUGUCCCAAGGACUCUUCCACAGAGCCAUCAUGCAGAGUGGGGUGGCCCUGCUGCCUCGCCUUAUCUCUAACACCUCUGAGAUGGUCUUCAUGACGGUGGAAAAUCUAUCUGGCUGUGCAACUUUGAACUCAGAGGCCCUGGUACACUGCCUUCGAGGCAAGAGUGAAGCAGAAAUUCUGGCAAUUAACAAGGCCUUCAGGAUCAUCCCUGGUGUGGUGGAUGGGAUGUUCCUACCCAGGCAUCCUCAGGAGUUGUUGGCCUCUGCUGAUUUUCAUCCUGUCCCCAGCAUCAUUGGUGUCAACAAUGAUGAGUAUGGCUGGAUUCUCCCACUGAUCUUCAACUCUUCUCAAACAUUAAAGGAAAUAACCAGAAAGACAGUGCAGGAUAUUCUAAAGAGCACAACAGCAGAACAGUUGAUGCUACCUCCUGAGUGUAGUGACCUGAUAAUGGAGGAGUACAUGGGGGACACUGAGGACCCACAAACCCUCCAAAUACAGUUCACAGAGAUGAUGGGAGACUUCAUGUUUGUGAUCCCUGCACUCCAAGUAGCACAUUUUCAGCGUUUCCAUGCCCCUGUCUACUUCUAUGAGUUUCAGCAUCGCCCCAACUUUCUCAAGGAUUUCAAGCCUCGACAUGUAAAGGCUGACCAUGGUGAUGAGGUUUUCCUUAUCUUUGGAUCCUUCUUCUGGGGUAUCAAAUUUGACCUCACUGGAAAGGAGAAGCUGCUGAGCAGGAGAAUGAUGAAGUACUGGGCCAACUUUGCACGAUAUGGGAACCCCAACAGUGAGGGUCUACCCUACUGGCCUGUGUCAGACCAAAAUGAACAGUACCUGCAGUUGGACAUCCAGCCUGCUGUGGGCCAAGCCCUGAAGGCCAGAAGACAACAGUUCUGGACCAAGACUCUGCCCCAGAAGAUUCAGGAGCUAAAAGGGGCUCAUGGCAAAAACAAGAAUAUGUAA
Molecule: messenger RNA, 1689 nt
Organism: Peromyscus californicus insignis
Lineage: Eukaryota; Metazoa; Chordata; Mammalia; Rodentia; Cricetidae
Product: pyrethroid hydrolase Ces2e-like
Exons: 12
Coding region: 1-1689 (562 amino acids)
Cellular component (GO): intracellular membrane-bounded organelle
Molecular function (GO): carboxylic ester hydrolase activity
Source: RefSeq, a predicted model, not a curated record